Messenger RNA from Danio rerio (zebrafish), 2539 nucleotides. The record is from RefSeq and is a predicted model, not a curated record. Lineage: Eukaryota; Metazoa; Chordata; Actinopteri; Cypriniformes; Danionidae.
UCUCUUCAGUUUUUGCAGGGAAACAAGAGGAGCGGGUACUUCUAUAAGUUGGGUACUUGGCAAGAGGGGGAACAGACCCCUUUGUACCGCGUCCGCCAUGUCAGACGAUACAGUUUUCCACUCAGGAGAAAGUUUCAGCUCUUCUUAUGAAAAACAGAUAAAGGGUCGAGAUAUUCUUUUUUCAUCUCCAGAGGAGGACAGCAGUCUGUAUUUUACUUACAGCGGAGGCCGCAAUGAACUGGAAGUCCGCAAUCUCAACUAUGAGGUGGACACAGCAGCACAAAUACCCUGGUAUGAGAAGCUGUCAGAGUUUAAGAUGCCCUGGGAGAUGCACAGCAAUAAGCAGACGGUCAUAAAGGAUCUGAACCUGCAUGUUCACAGUGGACAGAUGCUUGCUGUCAUUGGCAGCUCAGGCUGUGGGAAGACCUCCUUACUGGACAUUAUAACAUGUCGAGAUGAGGGUGGCUCCAUGAAUUCAGGAGAGAUCCUGAUCAACGGGAAACCUUCCACGCGAUCUCUGGUGAAGAAAAGCAUAGCUCAUGUACGGCAGGAUGACCGUUUGUUACCACAUCUCACAGUACGAGAGACGCUAGCUUUUGUGGCAAAACUGCGUCUGCCUGCGAACUUCAGCCAAAAACAGAGAGAUCAAAGGGUGGAUGAUGUGAUUGCGGAGCUGCGUCUGAGGCAGUGCGCUCACACACGUGUGGGCAAUGAGUAUGUGAGAGGAGUGUCAGGUGGGGAGAGGAGGAGAGUCAGCAUCGCUGUACAGCUCCUCUGGAAUCCAGGUAUACUCAUUCUAGAUGAGCCUACUUCAGGUCUGGACAGUUUCACGGCUCAUAAUUUGGUCAUCACAUUAUAUCGUCUGGCUCGAGGGAACCGGCUAGUGUUGCUGUCAGUGCAUCAGCCUCGCUCAGAUAUCUUUCAGCUCUUUGACCUUGUGGUGCUGCUGUCCUCUGGUUCAGCCGUGUACUGUGGUCAGGCCAAAGACAUGGUGUCUUACUUCACCACUCUCGGGUACCCGUGUCCACGCUAUUGCAACCCGUCCGACUACUACGUGGACUUGAUAAGCAUUGAUCGGCGCACUCCUGAAAAAGAAGCACAGUGUUUGGAGAAAGCCAGCAUGUUGGCGGCCCAGUUUUUAGAGAAGGUGAAGAACAAUGAAGAUUUCAUGUGGAAAUCGGAAGUCUGUGGUCCUCCGGCACUGGAAGCCCCUCAAAGCAGUGUUCCUUCUGUCUCAAUGAAAGAAUCAGUGAUCACAGUUUCCAAACAGAAGGAUCAGCUGCCGGGAAAAGUGCAUCAGUUCACAACCUUAAUCAGACGGCAGGUAUUUAAUGACUACCGGGACCUGGUGACACUGGUGGUUCAUGGUUUAGAAGCUUUGCUGAUGUCAUUGCUCAUCGGUUUCCUAUAUUUCGGGUGCACAGAGGAAGGUCUUUCCAUCCAAGAUACAGUGGCUUUGCUCUACAUGAUAGGAGCUCUGACACCCUUUGCUGUGGUGCUGGACGUCAUCGCGAAGUGUCAUUCAGAGAGAGCCAUGCUGUAUCAUGAACUGGAAGAUGGCAUGUACUCGGUCACCCCAUACUUUUUUGCCAAGGUACUUGGAGAGCUGCCAGAGCACUGUGCCUUUACACUGGUAUACGGUGUGCCCAUCUACUGGUUGGCCGGGCUCAACGUCGCUCCUGAUCGCUUUCUGCUCAACUUCCUGUUGGUUUGGCUGACGGUGUAUUGUAGCCGCUCCAUGGCACUGUUUGUGGCAGCAGCCCUGCCAACGCUGCAGACCUCAUCUUUCAUGGGCAAUGCUCUUUUCACAGUAUUCUACCUUACCGCUGGCUUUGUCAUCAGUCUGGAAAACAUGUGGAUGGUGGCGUCUUGGUUUUCCUACAUAUCCUUCAUGCGCUGGGGUUUUGAGGGGAUGCUGCAGGUUCAGUUUCGUGGGACCAGAAUCCCAAUCACUAUUGGAAACCUCACUGUAGAAUUCGAUGGUAUUAAGGUUGUGGAGAUGAUGAAGAUGAACCAGUAUCCGCUGUUCUCCUGCUACCUGGUGCUUAUUGCUGUUUCUUUGGUUUUCAUAUUGCUCUAUUAUCUGUCCCUCAAAUUCAUUAAACAGAAAUCCAGUCAGGACUGGUGAGGGAGCGAUAUAUUCUGGUCCAUAUUGGAGCUUGUUUUUGCCAAGCAGCUGUAAAGUUCCCAACUAUAGAUCUUGGAAAACAAAUCUGUUUGUUUAGGCUAGUUUGCAACAAGAACCAUAUAUCUGUUUCCAGUUUAUUCAGUGCACUGAUGCAUAUUCAGUUUAUUCCUUCUCUUGUUUUCACUUGAUUUAGUAGUUUGAAAGCUUACUAAAAACAGUGAUCAAAUCGUGAGCUUUGUUGUACUUCCACUCUCUGCCGCUGGAUGGCAGAAGUGUACUAUGUUUUUUCAAUCUUUAAAGGGAUAGUUCACCCAAAAAUAGGACUUUCCUUAUCAUUUAAACACAUAAGGUAUGGAUUUCUUUCUUCUGUUGAACACGAAACAAUAUAAGAAACUCAAACAGGUUUGAAAC